AUGUCGGCAACGCAGCAGGACGUGCAAACUGAGAAGGCCUUCCAGCGCCAGCAGGGGGUUUCUCAAUCGGCAUUGGCCCAGUCUUCUAGAAAGAAGGGAAAGGCGCGGUACUGGAGGGAAGUAGGCUUGGGUUUCACCACACCCCGCCUCGCGAAAGAAGGCACAUAUGUCGAUAAGAAGUGCCCCUUCACCGGUAAUGUGUCCAUUCGUGGCCGCAUCAUCAAGGGUAUGGUGAUUUCCACGAAGAUGAAGCGCUGCGUGGUGAUUCGUCGCACAUAUUUGCAUUGUGUGAGCAAGUACUCUCGUGUUGAAAAGCGGCAUAAGAACGUGUCUUGCCACCUGGCGCCGUGCUUCGAGCAAGUCAAGGAGGGCGACAUUGUCACCGCCGGGCAGUGCAGGCCCCUAUCGAAGACAGUUCGUUUUAAUGUCCUCAAAGUUGAGAGCAACCAGGUCUUCGGCAACGUGCGCAAACAGUUCCGUCUCUUCUGA
Cyclospora cayetanensis is the source of this 489-nucleotide messenger RNA. Its product is annotated as 40S ribosomal protein S11. The transcript is spliced from 5 exons. Gene Ontology annotation, molecular function: structural constituent of ribosome. Gene Ontology annotation, biological process: translation. The coding region runs from base 1 to 489 and encodes 162 amino acids. The record is from RefSeq and is a predicted model, not a curated record. NCBI's taxonomy places the organism in Eukaryota, Apicomplexa, Conoidasida, Eucoccidiorida, Eimeriidae. Gene Ontology annotation, cellular component: cytosolic small ribosomal subunit; ribosome.